AAUCCUAGACCAGAUUAUAAAAUCGCAAAAUCCUGGGAAAAGGAACGUACACGCAAACAAGUUCACCUACACCAACCAAUAAGUGGAACUGUAAAUGGGUCAAUUAACACAGUUAACGGAAUGAUGAAUGGGGGGAAAGUUGGAACCAUCAACGAACAAGAAAAUCCUCCACUCAGAAGGACACCGAGAAAAAUAAAUAGAGUAAUUUACGCCGAAAACUCAAAUAAAGUGAAUAAUACCAGCAAGCGAACCUACAAAGAAAUAUCAGAUGAAGAUCCUGAAGUUAAUGAUGAUGAUGAUGAUGAUGAGAUUGACGAUGAGAUCGAUGAAGACGACAACGAAGAUGACUGCGAAGAUGACGACGAAAAUGACUACGAAGAUGACGACGAGAAUGAAGAUGAGGAUGUCGACGAAGAUGACGACGAGAAUAAAGGCGAAGAUGACAACAAAGACAAGAAGGCCAAGGAGAGAAAGAAGUUGGAGAAAAAGUUGAUUGAUGAUUUUAUUUCGAGAUUUAAGGCGAUAAAUGCAGACGACAAAUGGAAACUUCCUUCGGGCAGAUUUGUUGAAGACGUCUUAUAUGAUUGGGCAGUGACCCACCAUACUGAUUGUCAGGAAGUUAUGGAUUUGUUUAGUCCUGAGGAAAAGGAGACAAAUUUAAAUACUAAUAAAAAGUCUUUUCCGGCCAUACAAGAUGAUAUCAAAAAAUAUGUCAUGAAAUAUUACAAGAAGAAUGUCGACGAUCUUCGAGAAACCGUCAUGGAACCAUAUUUGAAAAAUGGGGAGACCUAUAAUUCAAAAUUACAUUAUGAUUUGGAGUGGAUUCACUUAGUGUUCAAUAAAUUUGUUAUUGAAUGGGAGCAAGGUGUGAAUGCGUUAGCAGAGGAUAAUUUAGAAGCAUGGAUUGUAAGUCAUGUAUGGACUUUUAUUGUUGAUAUGGCAUUAAAGGACAUUGAAGAAACAAAAAUUGGAAAAUCAGAUGGUGGUUCGUUUGCAUCAAAAAUGCGCAAAAACAAAAAAAGAAAAAUUGGAAAAUCCAUUAUUCGUGGCAGGAAGAUCGACAUAUUACUAAAACUUCGUAAUAGCUCAAGAGAAAUACUAGCUGGAGAGGUAGCUAGAACAGGAGACAUUCACGAUAAAAAAUAUUUAGGAGAUAGAAUAAAACUAUUAAAGCUUAUGAAAGAUAUGUUUGAUACGAUAAUUGAAUCACUUCCGCCAACUACAAUUGAAAAUUACGAGAGUCUUUGUACAUUUGGAAUACAACUUUUUAAAAAUAAAGGCACUGUUUACAUUAUGGAUCGCCCUGAAGGAAUGAUUUCGCGAUUAACUAAAAAAGCACAAUUAGAAGCCCCUAUAUACAUUGAAGGUAUUCGCGAACUAAUUUUGUCUAUAAUUACAAUGUUGGGAUUGAAGAAUGCAAUUCGAGGGAUCAUCCAAAUAAUUGAAAAAAUAGAAAGCGACGAAUUAGAAGUUCAAGUCUUUCAAAGAAAUAAUACAGGUGUUCGAUUACCACUUGUAGGAACUACACCAACUCCUCGGACCUCGCUU
Messenger RNA from Racocetra persica, 1548 nucleotides. NCBI's taxonomy places the organism in Eukaryota, Fungi, Glomeromycota, Glomeromycetes, Diversisporales, Gigasporaceae. The record is from the annotation of a GenBank genome assembly.